AUCAUGAAGUGGAGCGGCAGUGCCCUCCGUCUACAAGGCCCACUUGUUUGCGAAAGACAACGGUUAACAAAGUUUGCUCUAGCUUAUUGGCUUAUUGAGAAAGAUAGCGGGUAGCUCCUAUAGCUCCUUACAGACGGGGCCCCAGCGAAUGAUAUGCGACUGGGCAUGAAGCCGCAGUACGUUUUGAUAUCCGGCUCAGACGUGAGGACGGUAAUUUCCCUCUCGCUCGGAACCCUUCGUGAAGGGAAGUGUGGAUGACUUCCGUGCUUGUGAAUUCGAUAGCUUCAUAUGCCCACGAGUAUGAACUAUAAAAGCCGCAUUCUUCUUUGUAUCCUCCGUUUGCUUUUCUUUUCUAGUUCAGCCUUCCACCUUGUUCCACACUCCCACCCACUAUCAUGCUACGGCAUUCAAAACCAAACCUACAAACGUCGUCAUAAAGGCUCCAAGAGAAACUCAAAGCUAACCUCAAUCCACAUCAACCUCUCUAUACGGAUCUACCACUACUUGCUAUCUAGAUAUACCUCCCACUCCUCCGUUGGAAUUUACACCUACAUGCAUACACCGAACUAUAAAAAGCGCAUUUAGUUCGAUAGCUCAAACCAUCUUACAUCAACCCAAACGCUAUCCACAAAACCCUCCUCGAUUUACCUAGCCUUAUUCCCAUACCUACCUUCGACCCUACGGACCACCAUGUGCCUCGUAUAUGCCGUCUACGCCGGCUGCGGCCAUAAAAUAGGCGGAGAGAUUGAGCCCUGUCCCUACGCGCGAUACCCCGACGCAUGCGCAGAAGCUAAAACAGAAGACCGGAAAGUUGAAAUUAUGUGCACGCGAUGUCGCAAGUAUUAUGGCUGUGACUAUACAGAGCGACUGAAAGACCGGACACCGCCACCGAAGGCUGCGGAGUAUAAGGAGAUCGAACCCAAGGAAGCGGCGCCUAAGAAAGCUGAAUCUAAGGAAGCUAAGAACAAGGAAGGCGAGGGCAAGGAGGCCAAGAGCAAGUGAGAACAGCUAGCCAUGUGCAGGGCGCUCUGAGGGCCAUCUACGGCGUUUAUGAGAAGGGGAUCCCUGCAGUAUAAAUUUGUGUCUAUAUGCGCGAAGGUUAGGAAGAGAAUGUCUGGUAUAUGCUAGGGUAAAGUGAUGAAACAGCCGAUUUGGGAUAUGAUGUGCUUUUAUUUGCUUCGAUUUCCUGCAACAUCUUAUUUAGUGUAUGUAGUCCUAGUAUACCAGUCUAUCCUUGAAGUAAUACUUUGCUUUGAAGAACGGAACUGAGAAGAACUAAACUGGGAAGUUCCGACAAAGCCCUCCCUACCUACUAACUGUUCAAAAUUUGACUUUCGCAUUUGUUGC
This is a messenger RNA of Blastomyces gilchristii SLH14081, 1347 nucleotides long. RefSeq lists its product as uncharacterized. The transcript has a single exon. The record is from RefSeq and is a predicted model, not a curated record. NCBI's taxonomy places the organism in Eukaryota, Fungi, Ascomycota, Eurotiomycetes, Onygenales, Ajellomycetaceae. Bases 691 to 1002 code for a protein of 103 amino acids.